UUUUUUCUUAGAACAUGUUUCUCACAGAUCCAAUCACUAUUGUUCUAUCAGUUAUAAUAUGUCUUUGUUUGAUAAGUCUUCUGUAUGGUUGGAACAGAAUCACAUCACCGAACUUCCCUCCUGGACCCAAGCCUCUGCCGAUUAUUGGAAAUCUCCAUAUCAUUAACAAACAUGCACCCCAUAAAACAUUUCUAGAGCUGGCAAAAAAGUAUGGCCCAGUAUACAGCGUCCACAUGGGACUUAAUAAAAUGGUUAUACUCUGUGGAUAUGAAACCGUGAAAGAUGCGCUAGUGAACCACGCUGAAGAGUUUUCUGGAAGAGGAACAUUGCCAGUUUUUCAUGACAUGAAUAAUGGAAAUGGUGUGGUUUUUGCUAGGAACUGGAAGGUAAUGAGGAGAUUUACUCUUACAACUUUACGGGAUUUUGGAAUGGGAAAACGAACAUUAGAAGACAAAAUUAAUGAAGAAUGUGACUUUUUGGCGCAAAUACUUGAAGCCUUUAAGGGAAAGCCAUUUGAAAAUACAAUGAUCAUGAAUGGUGCUAUAGCCAACAUUAUUGUUGCCAUAUUACUUGGUCAUCGCUUUGAUUAUGAAGAUCCAAAAUUCCUGAGACUAAUGAGCAUCAUAAAUGAAAAUAUAAGGCUUUUGGGAAGUCCAGCAGUGACGCUAUACAAUAUAUUUCCAUCUUUGAUGCGCUGGAUUCCAGGAAAUCACAAAACAAUUCAUAAAAAUAUUGCAGAGUUUCAAAGAUUUAUUAAAGAGACAUUUACAAGUUACGAGGAUCACUUGGAUGUAAAUGACCAGAGAAAUCUGAUUGAUGCGUUUCUGGUCAAGCAAAAAGAGGAAAAACCUACUCCUGGAUUAUAUUUCCACAAUGAAAAUCUAGUUAAUCUUGUAUCGAAUUUGUUUGGUGCUGGAAUGGAGACAACAUCAACCACUCUUCGCUGGGCUUUUUUGAUAAUGAUGAAAUACCCUGAAAUACAAAAAAAUGUGCAAAAUGAAAUUGAAAAAGUGAUUGGAUCAGCUAUGCCCCUAAUGGAACAUAGAAAAAAGUUGCCUUAUACUGAUGCAGUUGUUCAUGAAAUUCAACGAUUUGCCAAUAUUCUACCAACAAAUCUUCCACAUCAGACUACAAGGGAUGUAACAUUUAAAGGAUAUUUUAUUCCAAAGGGGACCACCAUUUUCCCAGUGCUCACUUCUGUAUUGCAAGACAAGGAUUAUUUUGAGAAACCAGAUGAGUUUUACCCUCAACACUUUCUUGAUUCUGAAGGGAAUUUUGUACGGAAUGACGCAUUCAUGCCAUUUUCAGCAGGUCAAAGAAUUUGUGCUGGGGAGAAUUUAGCCAGAAUGGAGCUGUUUCUGUUCUUUACAAGACUGUUGCAGAAGUUCACAUUUCGUCCUCCUCCGGGUGUUCCUGACGUUGAGCUUAUUUCAAUGGACGGAGCUACUAGAAAUCCCAAGAAAUAUCAGAUGUGUGCUAUACUUCGUAUCUAGAUGUGUGCUGUACCUCAUACCUAGAUGUGUGCUGUACCUCGUACCUAGAUGUGUGCUGUACCUCGUACCUAAAUGUGUGCUGUACCUCAUACCUAGAGUAGAAAAUAAAGAUUUAAAUGUGGCCUUUUGUCAACAUGUUUGUAAUAAAGAUUUGUCUUUUCUGACUCCA
This is a messenger RNA of Bombina bombina (fire-bellied toad), 1662 nucleotides long. RefSeq names its product cytochrome P450 2K4-like. The record is from RefSeq and is a predicted model, not a curated record. Gene Ontology annotation, cellular component: intracellular membrane-bounded organelle; cytoplasm. Gene Ontology annotation, biological process: xenobiotic metabolic process. Gene Ontology annotation, molecular function: oxidoreductase activity, acting on paired donors, with incorporation or reduction of molecular oxygen, reduced flavin or flavoprotein as one donor, and incorporation of one atom of oxygen; iron ion binding; heme binding. Lineage: Eukaryota; Metazoa; Chordata; Amphibia; Anura; Bombinatoridae.